AUGGCUUCACCCAAGUUUGCCGACCGUGUCAAAAGGUUCCUGGGCAUUGACCCCGAGGACACCUUUGACGACUCUUCCUUCUAUGAUGAUGGCUCGUACAUCGAGUCCGAACCCUCUACCAAGGACUUUGUUCGGGGACUUCUCCCCACAAGCACUGGUGUUAUCAAUUAUCUCAAGGAACUUUUCCCAUUCGUGAAUUGGAUCUUCCACUACAACCUUACGUGGCUUCUGGGCGACAUCAUUGCUGGUGUCACCGUCGGCUUCGUUGUCGUGCCGCAGGGUAUGGCUUAUGCGCUGCUGGCCAACCUCACUCCUGAAUAUGGCCUUUACACUUCUUUUGUUGGCUUCUUCCUCUACUGGGCCUUUGCCACAUCCAAGGACAUCACAAUUGGCACGGUGGCUGUCAUGUCCACAAUUGUUGGCAACAUCGUGGAGAGGGUACAAAAGGAGCAUCCUGACAUGAGCGCAGAUGUCAUUGCCCGCAGCCUGGCAUUGAUCUCUGGAGCAGUGCUCUUGUUUUUGGGCUUGAUCCGAGCUGGUUUCAUUGUUGAGUUCAUCCCCCUUGUGUCCAUCGGCGCCUUCAUGACUGGCUCCGCUAUCAGCAUCGCAGCUGGCCAAGUUCCUGGCCUGCUGGGCAUCAAAGGGGUCAACACUCGGGAGGCUACUUACAAGGUCAUCAUCAACACACUCAAGAGUCUGCCGAAGACCAGGCUCGAUGCAGCAAUGGGCUUGACCGCUCUGUUCGGCUUAUACUUCUACCGCUGGUUCUGCAACUAUAUGGGCAGGAGGUAUCCCAGCCGGGCAAAGACAUGGUUCUUCAUCUCUACGCUGCGCAUGGCCUUUAUUGUGAUCCUGUACAUCUUUGUGAGCUGGCUUGUCAACCGCAAGGUUGAAAAUGCCUCGGAUGCCAAAUUCAAGAUUCUUGGCACCGUUCCGAGUGGCUUCCAACACACUGGCGCCCCUGGGAUCAACAAGGAGGUCCUCUCUGCACUCGGACCGGAUAUCCCUACGACAAUCCUGGUCCUUGUUAUUGAGCAUAUCGCCAUCUCCAAGUCGUUCGGCCGCGUCAACAACUACAUCAUCAACCCUUCUCAGGAACUCGUCGCUAUCGGCUUCACCAAUCUCUUCGGUCCCUUCCUAGGUGGCUACCCCGCCACGGGGUCGUUCUCCCGCACAGCCAUCAAAUCCAAGGCCGGUGUUCGAACCCCACUGGCUGGUGUUUUCACUGCCGUCAUUGUGCUUCUCGCCCUCUAUGUUUUGACAUCCGUCUUCUUCUUUAUCCCUAGCAGCGGGCUAUGUGCUCUCAUUAUUCACGCUGUCGGCGACCUUAUCACCCCUCCACGGGAGGUGUACAAGUAUUGGAAGACGUCACCUAUUGAAUGCGUUAUCUUCUUCGCAGGCGUCUUCGUCUCGAUCUUCACCAACAUUGAGAAUGGCAUCUACGUGACGGUGGCUGCCUCAGGUGCGGUCCUUCUCUUCCGUAUGGCCAAGAGCCCCGGCAGAUUCUUGGGCCGUGUGGAGGUUCACUAUGCUACAAGAGAGAGUAUCCGUGGCGCUGGGCCCUUGUCCGACGCUGCUGAGAGCGAAAAGGCACAUUUGACUUUUAUCCCUCUCGAUCGUAGCGAUCUGUCCAAUCCUCAGGUCGACAUCAAGACCCCUUAUCCGGGCGUCUUCAUCUACCGCUUUGGCGAAGGUCUCAACUACGUCAACUGCGCACGCCACCUCGACAACCUGACCAUCUACGUCUUCAAACACACGCGUCGCACCCAGCUCAACAAGUACGAGAAGGUCGGCGACCGCCCCUGGAACGACCCUGGACCGCGUCGCGGUAAGGUCAUCAACAACGAGGAGAUUGCUGCACGCCCAACCCUGCGUGCUAUCAUCCUUGACUUCUCAGCUGUAAACUUCCUGGACGUGACUGCCGCCCAAGCACUGAUAGAUCUGCGCGACCAAUUCAACCGCUACACAGCCCCUGACCGUGUUGAAUGGCACUUUGCGGGAGUGCAAAACCGUUGGACUAAGCGGGCGCUUGUCGCGUCUGGGUUCGGGUAUGAGGCACGGGGUGCCUCAAGUGAGGAGCGCGAUGCGGCUGGUCCGCUCGUUGCUGUUGCUGAGGCGGUCGUCACGCCAUCGACAGCUGAGGAUGAGAAGGCUCAGAGCCAGGAGAAGACGGAGGUUGAUAUUGAGGCUGCGGCUGCCUCGAGAUCAGCAUCUUCAGGUGGCAGCAGCCGCGAGGCGAGGUACGUGCCGCUGUAUGGCAUUAAUAGGCCGUACUUCCAUGUGGAUGUGGAGACUGCGCUGGCAAGCGUGGUCAGGAACUUGGAAAGGAAGGGGACUGCUUCGGCGGGUGAGGACUCGUGA
Molecule: messenger RNA, 2361 nt
Organism: Thermochaetoides thermophila DSM 1495
Lineage: Eukaryota; Fungi; Ascomycota; Sordariomycetes; Sordariales; Chaetomiaceae
Exons: 4
Coding region: 1-2361 (786 amino acids)
Biological process (GO): transmembrane transport
Cellular component (GO): membrane
Molecular function (GO): secondary active sulfate transmembrane transporter activity
Source: RefSeq, a predicted model, not a curated record